Rhipicephalus microplus (southern cattle tick) is the source of this 1001-nucleotide messenger RNA. It is a transcript of the gene Mlf, whose product is annotated as myeloid leukemia factor. The record is from RefSeq and is a predicted model, not a curated record. Lineage: Eukaryota; Metazoa; Arthropoda; Arachnida; Ixodida; Ixodidae.
UCUUCCUAGAGGAGGCGUUGCUUUCAUCGUCGCUGUGUGUGUAGGCUUAGUGGGUGGCUGCGGUUUAUCUCGUCGAGGAGCAGGAUGGCCCUCUUCGGAUCGCUCAUGAGGGACUUCGAGAAUGACCCCUUCUUCGGUCCAUUUGAAGGCAUGAGGCAGAUGGAGGCCAUGCUGGGCCCCAUGCUCGGAGCCUUCCCGGGACUCGGGGGCACGCGGCGUUCAGCUAGCCUUGGGCUCUUCCCAACCGACAUGUUUUCCACUAUUGACUGCCUCUCUCAGAACCCGAAUUGCCACAGCUUCUCGUCAUCUUCGGUGAUGACGAUGACGACUGAUGAGAACGGGCGACCACAGGUCUACCAGGCCACUCAGUCCACUCGCACAGCGCCAGGAGGGGUGAAGGAAACCCGCCGAUCGCUGCAGGACAGUCGGUCAGGGCUGCAGGAGCUGACCAUCGGCCACCACCUGGAUGACCGGGCACACAUUGUGGGACGCAAGCGCAAUCGCGUGACGGGAGAAGAGGACCAGAGUGUAGAGUAUGUCAACCUGGAUGAGGAAGAGGCCGAGGGCUUCAGCCGCGAGUGGCAGCAGCGGGCACAGUGCAUGAGUCGGCCACACUCCAUGUACGCUGCGCUGCCCAGUCGAGCCUUGCCAGCCCUUCCCUCCACCAGUUCCCAGCAGCCACAGCAUCGGCCUAAGCGGAGGGCCAAGUCCAAGCAGCGACCACGCCACGAGACCAGCAUGUGAAGCGGCCUCCAUGGGGUGCUGUGGGCAUUUACGAUAGCAGUCUUCAUCGCGGUGGUCACUCAGUUGGUGCACCCAAAGACUGUAGUUCCUCCCUCUCAACCCAGAAAGCAUUACUAUUAUUCUCCCACCUGCAUUAUACGUGCAUCCAUUGGCAUUGGCGAGCUGUCAUAAAUAGCCAGGUUGUUAGUAUGCAGAUUACACUGGUUGUAACUGGCACAGGAGAUAAUAAAGUUGUGGCCUCUUUUUUUUCUUUUUUU